AUGGCCUUCCCAAUCGAGCAUCUGUUUCUACGUAAAAGGCUCCUCGACCGGUUUCCUUACCUACUCAGCCCCUGCCCCCUACUUACCAGGCACCUUCAUCCAGUACUUAUCCAGUACUGGGUUUCUCUCGGCGAAUCCCCCGGCUCCGUCGUCCGAGGCGCCGCGUUCGCCUUCUCGGGCUGGAGACGCUGCAGGCGUGAUUCCUUCGCAACCGGAAUCCUCACAAAAAAUCCUAGUUCCUUUAUACCGUUGGCGGUCGAGACGGCGGGGACGCGAAGGGCCACGAGGAGUCCCAACACGAGCCCAGACGGAGAAACCCAGACCGAGUACGAGGCAAGUGCAGACGAAAGCUACUUCGGUCUGGGAACCAUCGCAAUAGCUUCAGCCGUGUUCCCCCACUCCUCCAUCUCCUUCCUUUCCCCGUUCCCUCCAGCACUUACCGCCAUCCCGUUCAACGAUUGCAUUCCUCUCGCAGAAGGAUUCUAUCUCGGAUUCAGGACCGCAGCCGUCCUGUUGUCCGUGAUCUGCCAGGCCCUCGGAGACCCUCACGCCCCCCAUCACCAUUCUUACCCCCAACGAAUGACAUACACUAACUCCACUCAUCCCACCGAAGUCCAUGAUGACCCCCACAAAACGUCAUCUCACGGGUUCCGAAUUCCUACUUAUGAAUCCCAAAUUAUAUUUGAGAGAUUCGCUUACGGCAACACCUUCAUUGCCUCUAUGGAAGCCAGUUUCGGCGAUCAAGUUCUAGAUUUCUACCAUCCGGAGUACCACAUCCAGCGAUACCGUCAGGCGAAUGCGAUUCAGAGUGCUUUGAGUGAAGGACAUCGAGAGAAGCAGGACUUCCACAGUGGUGCCUGA
Darwinula stevensoni is the source of this 861-nucleotide messenger RNA. Lineage: Eukaryota; Metazoa; Arthropoda; Ostracoda; Podocopida; Darwinulidae. The record is from the annotation of a GenBank genome assembly.